GCAGGUUGCCGUAACGUUAGAUAAAUUCCGUAAAUUCCGUAAGAAAAAAAAUUCAAGUUCAAGAAGUCGAAUUGCCCCAGCUCGCGAUGGCCAGCUCCAAAAAGAUAUCGGAUGAAAGUCUGCAAAAGCUUUGCAAGGCAGGAACUGCGAAACAGCCAGGGAGUUACGCGAGGUGGUACGCGUACGUAAGCCAAGAGUUGGCCAACGCUCCUCAGCACGACGGUGGCAGUGGUGACUUUGAUUAUUCCAUAGAGCAACAUUUGGUAAAGGAAAACCGGCAGGAUGACUUGCUCCGAUUUGCUGAACUCAAACGGAGACUGUACGAAACGAGCAUUGUCGAGAAAAAAGAUGAGCUUCUCAGAUUCUUUGCCAUGAUGUCCUACUUCAGGGUAAAUGGCGUUCAAAAGAAAAUCAAUGCUGAGAGGACAAGGUCUGAGUCGGAAACUGAUGUCAAGCAACUAGGCUCUGGAGAUUUUGCAUUUUUGAGGCACACUCCAGGUGGUGAUAGCGAAAAAAGCCCAGGAUUCCAGCAAGGAUUUUCGCCUCUCAGGCACAUUGAAAUAAACCAUUCCCACAUCUCAAGACGAGAGAGCUUAGCUGAGUCUAUAUCUUCCAACGUCAGCUCAAGAUCUGCAGUUUGCAGAAACUUAGAAAGUGGAUAUUCUCAGCACGAUUUGAUAAGAGAAGUAAUUUUCGCUUUCAAUGGCAUUGGUGGCAGCGUUUUCAUAGACGAUUGUGGUGAUGGAACGUUCAGAAUUUCCCAAAAGCUUAAAGGUUCACUACGACAGCAUGCAUCUCACCUGGCUGAAAUUGGCACCUUGAAUUUUAAAAUUAGGAAGAUCAUUGAUUCUGUGCCACACAUUGGCGCGCCAUAUUGCCUGACUGCUCUUGUUAGUGCCAUUCGAGAUCAACUGCAUGAGUUUAACCGACUCAUCACUAAUUUGGAGGCUCAGUUGAGACAAUCAAGUCGAGAGAGUCCAAUGACCCUACUCCAAAUCCGCAUAAUCACACAUCAGCCAAAGUGCCAUUUGAAGUGGUUGGCGACAGUGGCCAAUGAGUGCAAGGACAAGAAAGGAGGCGCCUUGCUCUCCACUCUACACAUGCUGGUCCAGCAUGGUGAUCCAAAAGUGCGAGAGUGGCUGACGCCUCUUCUUACAGCUGCUUCGGCACCAUUUUACUCAAUAUUGUCUGAGUGGCUGGAAAGGGGAACAUUAAAUGAUCCGCACAUGGAGUUCUUCAUUUCAGCAGACAAUGAGACCAUUGUGAACAAUUUUUGGCAUCGCAAAUACUCUUUGAGGGAAUCAAUGCGCCCGAGUUUCAUUUCUCAAGCUCAAGCGAAUAUGGUUCUCACAACUGGCAAGAGUGUGGCUUUUCUCACCCAGUGUUGCGGAAAAGUUCCCAAGGAUUUUAAAAUCCCUGGUCUGCAAGAGGCGAUUGAAAACUGCAGUGACAAACUUUGGGAGGUCGAUGGCGCUUUGCAAGUUUGCAUUGAAGUAGCGCACAGGGAUUUUUCAAAGGAAGCUCUGGUGGUGAUGAUGCAAGACGGAAAACUGGCUUUACACUUGCAGGCCAUGCGACGCUACAUGCUGCUUGGCAGUGGAGACUUCAUCAAGUCCCUGAUGGAAUGUGCUGCAGAGGAGCUGAACAAAAAGGCUGGCAACCUAAUGACGCACACCUUGACUCCAAAAUUGGAGACCGCCAUCAGAUCUAGCAACGCACAAUAUGAGGAUGAAGAUGUCCUGAACCGUUUGGACGUGAAACUGCUGUACAUGUACAAUGAAGAAUAUGGAUGGGACAUUUUUUCUCUGCAGUAUUGCAUCGAUGGUCCUAUAGCUAUGAUUUUCCCUCCUGAGGUGAAGGUAAAAUACUUGAGUCUAUUCAACGCUCUCUGGAGGGCCAAGAGGAUGGAGUGGCUCCUUUCCAACAUGUGGAGGAGCCAAGCUAUAUCUGCCAGGGAACUUAGAAAAAUGACAGAGAUUGGACCAUUGAUCAGAGAGUUGUCCGUGUUGAUUUCGGAAAUGAACCAAUUUAUGAGGCAGAUGCAGUAUUACUUACUCUUUGAGUGUGUUGAGUGCCAGUGGAGUUUGCUGCAGGCUGCCAUCAACCAAGCUGCAUCUCUAGAUGACAUCAUUCAAGCGCAUAGCAAAUUCCUAGACAACAUUUUGAAAAGUUGCUUCCUGGACGAACAAAAUUUUUCAAAGGAAUCGCAGCACCUGACCCUGAUCCUCCGCCACAUCUACAACUACAUCCUGGAUGUGUGCAAACUUGAAGCGGAGUUUGACAAGUUGAUCAACACAGAAUUUCAAAGGAGAAAGGAUCUUGAGAAACGUUAUGAGCAACUGGAAGAGGCCAGCAUGUAUGGGAUCACCAAAGAUGAUGAAGAGAAGGAGAAGUACGCACUGAAGAGGUUCAGCAAUGCCAUAACCAAGAUCCAAGUGACUCUGGUGCUCAAUGCUGAUGGCUACAGGGAAAAGGUGAAGACAUUCCUCCUAGCUUUGGCGUCGCAUCCAAACGAAGAUCUGCAAUUCCUUAGUCUGCGCCUCGACUUCAACGAGUACUAUAAGACUUUGGACAAGCGACUGAGCGCCCCACACACACUCAGCUAUCGCCGACGGAGUUCUCUGAUGGCCCCUUACGUAAACAUGACUGUCAGCGCGGAAUUUUGACCAAUUCAAAGAGCAGUCAAAAGAAGAAGAUCCAAGAUUUUGAGUCUCUGCUGUGUCGGAUAACUUGCUGACAGGCAUUCUAAAUUUAAAUAGUGAAUCUCAAAAUUUUUAAGAUGCUAGGAAAUGUGAUAUUAUUUAUCUUGAAAAUAUUUUCGCGCAAAUUUUGCAAAUAUUGGUAAAUGAAACUUCCUGUUAACAUUCUUCCAUGAGUACUUCUUCCAAUAUGCACAAAAAUGAAAAACUAAAAUAUUAAAUAAUACUCUAACUAGAAAAAUACAAGAAUAAAUUACAC
Cloeon dipterum is the source of this 2958-nucleotide messenger RNA. It is a transcript of the gene Grip91, whose product is annotated as gamma-tubulin complex component 3. The transcript has 15 exons. NCBI's taxonomy places the organism in Eukaryota, Metazoa, Arthropoda, Insecta, Ephemeroptera, Baetidae. Gene Ontology annotation, molecular function: gamma-tubulin binding; microtubule minus-end binding. Gene Ontology annotation, biological process: meiotic cell cycle; mitotic cell cycle; cytoplasmic microtubule organization. The record is from RefSeq and is a predicted model, not a curated record. Gene Ontology annotation, cellular component: gamma-tubulin complex; centrosome; equatorial microtubule organizing center. The coding region runs from base 87 to 2666 and encodes 859 amino acids.